Nannospalax galili (Upper Galilee mountains blind mole rat) is the source of this 3585-nucleotide messenger RNA. It is a transcript of the gene Fbxo3, whose product is annotated as F-box protein 3. The transcript has 11 exons. The record is from RefSeq and is a predicted model, not a curated record. Bases 60 to 1475 code for a protein of 471 amino acids. NCBI's taxonomy places the organism in Eukaryota, Metazoa, Chordata, Mammalia, Rodentia, Spalacidae. Gene Ontology annotation, molecular function: protein binding.
AGCAGUUUGGGCGGCGGGGGCGGGGCCGGGCCGUGCCGGGGUGCUGCGGGCCAGGCAAGAUGGCGGCCUUAGACGCCGAGCCGUUGCCGUUGACCCUGGAGUCCCUGCCCACCGACCCUCUGCUGCUCAUCCUAUCCUUCGUGGACUACCGAGACCUAAUCAAUUGUUGCUAUGUCAGUCGAAGACUUAACCAGCUAUCAAGUCAUGAUCCGCUGUGGAGAAGACAUUGCAAAAAAUACUGGCUGAUAUCUGAGGAAGAGAAAACACGGAAGAAUCAGUGCUGGAAAUCUCUCUUCAUAGAUACUUACUCAGAUGUAGGAAGAUAUAUUGACCAUUAUGCUGCUAUUAAAAAGGCCUGGGAUGACCUCAAGAAAUAUUUGGAGCCCAGGUGUCCUCGGAUGGUUUUGUCUCUGAAAGACGGUGCUCGUGAGGAAGACCUAGAUGCUGUAGAAGCUCAGAUUGGUUGCAAGCUUCCUGAUGAUUAUCGAUGUUCAUACCGGAUCCACAAUGGACAGAAGCUAGUGGUUCCUGGGUUGUUGGGAAGUAUGGCUCUAUCAAAUCACUAUCGUUCUGAAGAUUUAUUAGACGUUGAUACUGCUGCAGGUGGAUUCCAGCAGAGACAGGGACUGAAAUACUGUCUCCCUUUAACAUUCUGCAUACAUACUGGCUUGAGUCAGUAUAUAGCAGUGGAGGCUGCAGAGGGCCGAAACAAAAAUGAAGUUUUCUACCAGUGUCCAGACCAAAUGGCUCGGAAUCCUGCUGCUAUUGACAUGUUUAUCAUAGGUGCUACUUUUACUGACUGGUUUACGUCCUAUGUCAACAAUGUUGUAUCAGGUGGUUUCCCUAUCAUCAGAGACCAAAUUUUCAGAUAUAUUCAUGAUCCAGAGUGUGUAGCAACAACUGGAGAUAUUACAGUUUCAGUAUCCACAUCAUUUCUGCCAGAACUCAGCUCAGUACACCCACCUCACUAUUUCUUCACAUACCGUAUCAGGAUUGAAAUGUCGAGGGAUGCACUUCCUGAGAAGGCUUGUCAGUUGGACAGUCGUUAUUGGAGAAUAACAAAUGCUAAAGGGGAUGUAGAAGAAGUUCAAGGACCUGGAGUAGUUGGUGAAUUUCCAAUCAUUAGCCCAGGUCGAAUAUAUGAAUACACUAGCUGCACCACAUUUUCUACAACAUCAGGAUAUAUGGAAGGAUAUUAUACUUUCCAUUUUCUGUACUUUAAGGACAAGAUUUUUAAUGUUGCCAUUCCUCGAUUCCACAUGGCAUGUCCAACAUUCAGGGUGUCUAUAGCACGAUUGGAAAUGGGUCCUGAUGAAUAUGAAGAGAUGGAAGAGGAGGAAGAGGAAGAGGAGGAAGAAGAAAAUGGAGAUGACUCAGCAGACAUGGAUGAAUCCGAUGAGGAGGAAGAGGAGGAGAGACGGAGGAGGGUCUUUGAUGUUCCCAUUCGCAGACGCCGGUGCUCACGUCUUUUUUAGUGAGCUGCUGCUGAGGGACGCUCUGGGAUUGACUCCAUUCUGUUUAGAUUUCUCAGUAAUGUAAAUAAUUGUGCCUAGCAUAUAGCAGGAAAUUAGCAUGAAACACUGUUCCAGCCCUAGGCUCUACAUGAUACUUCAUAAGGAGUUGGAUCAUUCUGAUUUGCUUUGUGGUUGUGAGGUAAAGGAAAAAAUGAGAAGCCUUUUUUUUUUUUUUUUUUUUUCUCUUCCAGGAGUCUAUGGAAGAAAAGUUCUCUAGCUGAAGAACAGAAGAGAAUUCUUUCUUUAAAAAUAUUUUCUACUUCAAAGAACAGAAAUGGAGAGAAUUGUUUUGAAUAAGGAUUUUUAAAUGUAGCAGAAAUACCUACACAAGGAUAGAAAGAAGCUACGUGACAAUGAAAAGACCUCUUUCAGUCAUGAAGAAAUGAACAAGAUUUGUAAUUAGUUAAUCCACUUAAUGAUUCUUAAUAUUUUAUACUCACGGGGAACUAAACUAACUUGAAUGCAAAUAGUUUGCCCUUUCUUAGACAAUCUGUCCUUGAGUUUAGUCUUUAUCACAUAGACCUUGAAUUAAAAGUUUUCAUCAAUACCUUUGAUUUAAAGUCUUCAACAUAACUUUGAACUUAAGUUAAAGUCCUCAUGCUAUGACCUUUAUCACAUUUACAGACUCAUUAUUUUUAAAUGUAGUUUGUAAAAGUAUAUAGUGUGUUGUUUAUUAACAAAGAUUCUUCACAAUGUCUCAUGUAGUCUAAAUUUGUAAAUACUCUUGUUUAUACAUUUGUCUAACUUUGUGAUAAGUGAUCUGAAUUUUAUGUUAGUGUUAAAGAUGUUUUCCUGAAACCUGGGGGGAGGUUUGAGGUUUUUUUUUUUUCCGUCUUUUGUUUGUUUGUUUGUUUUUUUUUCAGUUACAUAAUUGAGAGUUCGGAAUGAAUCCUUCAGGUGUCAAACUCACAUUUUAAAAACAAUUUUUUUUGUUUCAAUCCUGUAUUUUGUCUACCUGUUUCCCAUAAACUAAUAUUAAGCCUUUGCUCUUCAGCUAGAAGAUAGGAUUGGUCUUUGUUUUGCAGCCAGAGUAUAGCAAUCGUCUUCUGGCUUUGUGUUCUCUUUUGUCCCCUAUCCAUUUUCCUCAAAAACGGUUCUUUGGUAGACUAGGAAGAGAGAGCCAUAUGUCAAGGCUAAGUGCCUACUGUUUGGGACCAUGAAAGCAAACUUACUUUUCAUACAGACACAUCAGAAUAUUCAGAAAUGGUCAAUUAUUGUCCCAUUUUUUUUCACGUCACAGUACAAUCACAUACUACAUGAUGUUGUAACAACAGUUCACAUAUACAGCAGAGGCCAGCAGCAAUCUCAUAUCUUGUGUAUACCACAUCUGUUGAAUGUAUCAUUUUCUCUUGUGCUUGCUUAAAUUUCAUGUUUUGUUCAUCAUCAACACAAAGCACACACACAAGAUCCACUGCUAAUGUUGACAGUAAGUUAUCAAGUGAUUGACCUGGAAGUGAAAUUAAAAGUGACUAAGGACUAUGAAAUGGGAGGGUUCGCUGAUGGCUAUUGAUCACCAGCCAUUCCACCGUAGCUAUGCCCUCAAAAAACAAGAACAAAGUGACAGAAGCUGCUAGAGGAUCUGCUUCAGUGGAGGCAACAAGAAGCGAAAAUGCAAGAAAGGUUUGUAUCAGAUAUGGAGAACCUUCUGAUGACCUGACUUGAAGACACAAGUGCAUCUUAGCACCAUGACAAUUACCACAAAAGCAGAAUUUGUUUACAGCAUUGAAAAAAAAAAAGAUGACCUCACUAGGAUGUUGGAGUUACUGCUAAAUCUGGAUGGUUUAAAAUGAUUCAAGAAUUGUUAUUUAUUACAAAAUGUGGAAGUGCCUGGUAAGUCUGCAAAUGCAGACGUGAAGGUAGCUGAGUAGCUGACUAACUUUUAAAAACUAGAUAAGCUGACUGUAGAGGGCAAUUGUCAAAGCAAAACUCUUAAUUCCAUCUAGGUUUGUAUAAAGUACACUAUGAUGUUUGCACAGUGAUGAAAUCAUCAAGCAGUACAAUCACCUGAUGACUCAUUUCUCAGAAUGUAUCCCCAUUGUUAAGUGAUACAUGACUGUUAUCAAGACAUCCA